Messenger RNA from Meloidogyne enterolobii, 648 nucleotides. NCBI's taxonomy places the organism in Eukaryota, Metazoa, Nematoda, Chromadorea, Rhabditida, Meloidogynidae. The record is from the annotation of a GenBank genome assembly.
AUGUUACUUUUGCUUGGUUGGGAGAUUGGAGUUUUAGAAGCAGUUAUUCUCGUUGUCGUUGUUGGCCUCUCAUUUGAUUAUACACUCCAUUUUGGGGCUACAAUGCCGUCUAAAGUUUGUCCAAAACAUGCUUUACAAAUGGCAAUUCGUGGAGCAAUUAGGCCUAUUUUAAUGUCAACUGUCUCGAGUAUUCUUGCCGGUGCUGUGAUGCUUUUUGCUGAGACACAUGCGUUUUUUCAAGUCGGAAUUUUCCUUGUUGUUUGCAGUUCGUUAAGGUUUUCUCGAAUUUAUUUAAAAAAUAAAUUUAAAAAAUUUAUUUUUAGCCUUCUUUUUGCAAUUUUCUUCUUUCUUCCUCUCUUUUACGUCAUAACAACCUGGAUAUCAAAAUUAUAUAAAUAUUUUUUAUCAAUAACAAACAACGAAAAUUCAACAAUAAAAAUUCAUAAAAUUCAAAAUUGUGAAUGGUGCUUUAUUUCACAACAAACGAAAAAUGAUCUUAAAAUGAAAAAAUUUAAUAAAAAUGAGAAUAGAAAUAAUAUUAGUAUCAGUAAAAACAAUAGGAGAUUAAGAGGAGGAAUAAUUGUUGAAACAAAUGAAAGAGGAAUGAAAAUAGCAGGUAAGAGUAAAAUUUCAGAAAUGUUUGUUUAA